Planococcus citri (citrus mealybug) is the source of this 411-nucleotide messenger RNA. RefSeq lists its product as uncharacterized. Lineage: Eukaryota; Metazoa; Arthropoda; Insecta; Hemiptera; Pseudococcidae. The coding region runs from base 1 to 411 and encodes 136 amino acids. The transcript has a single exon. The record is from RefSeq and is a predicted model, not a curated record.
AUGUGGCGUGACGAAUAUUUAACUUCUUUAAUGGAACAAAAUGUUACGAAAAUAAAGCAACCCAGGGUCACUAGUCAAACUAUACCGCGAAUUGGUGACAAAGUAUUAGUAGCCGAUAACCUGCCACGUGCUCAGUGGAGGUUAGGAAAAAUCGUAAAUCUUAAUAUUAGUCGCGACAAUGAAAUUCGCUUGGCUGCUCUAAGGUUGUCAAAUAAGCAGCUAAUCACUAGGCCAUUAAAUCUUUUACAUCCGCUCAAAAUUAACAACUGUAGUUCUACACCGCCUAGUACCCUACCAAACUCCCAUAAUGUUGCAGAUUCGUCACAUUCUUCUACUGAAAAACCUAGUCGUAAAGCAGCAGAAAUCGCCAAACAGAAAAUCACUCAUUUGUAUGGCAGAGAGCUGGUCUAG